AUGCACCAAAACAUUGCCUCAGCUUUAGUUCCAUCAACAUGUCUAUCCAAAGUCUUCCUUCCAGUUACAAAUGACCAUAUCGCUCCAGAAACCAUAAAAGACAAGAGAGAAGAAUCAACGACAGAAAAUAAUGUUGCUGCUAAAGGAAAAGGUCAUCAAUUAAUGAUUCGAGCCGGUCUUAUAAGGCAGUCAUCAUCGGGCGUCUAUUCUUUGUUACCUUUUGCAUUACGUUCUCUAGAAAAAAUUGAAAAGAUCAUAGAUCAGGAAAUGAGAAACAUUGGCGCACAGAAGUUAUCACUUCCAGUUUUAUUGAGUGCCAAUAUGUGGAAGAAGACAGGGAGGUGGAAUACUACCGGAAGUGAGUUAUUUAAGCUUAAGGAUCGUAAGGCUUCUGACUUUUGUCUAGCUCCAACGCAUGAAGAAGAAAUUACACAACUGAUUGCAAGUGACGUUUUUUCUUAUAGACAACUUCCAUUACGAUUAUAUCAAACGGGUAAAAAAUUUCGUGACGAAAUGCGACCACGUGCAGGUUUACUUCGUGGACGAGAAUUUAUUAUGAAAGAUUUAUAUACAUUUGACGUUACUGAAGAAGCAGCAUUAAAAACCUAUGAGGAAGUUAAUGAGGCAUAUAAAAAGAUAUUUACUCGAAUUGGGUUACCGUUCGUUAUCGCUGAAGCUGACACUGGCAAUAUCGGUGGAACAAAAUCACAUGAAUUUCAUUUUUUGUCACCUGCCGGAGAAGAUUUGAUUUUAUCAUGCAUUCGAUGUGGAUAUACGUCUAAUGAAGAAUGUGUUCAUAAGAUACAUAAUAGAGAUAUUCACAACGUCAAAGUCAAUGAUGGAUGCCCUGUUUGUUAUAAAAAUUCCAUUACAUCACACGAUUCAGUUAAUUUUCAUCCACUUACAAGUAAUCGUGCAAUAGAAGUUGGACAUACAUUUCUUUUAGGAACAAAGUAUUCGGAACCACUAAAAGCUACAUUUGCACCUGAAAAUCCACGAUAUAAAGGGGAAUUAUUAUCAAUCCAAAUGGGAUGUUAUGGUAUAGGUAUUUCACGAAUAAUCGCUGCAGUUGUCGAAUCGUCACAUGACUCAAAAGGAAUAAUAUGGCCAUCAUCAAUCGCGCCAUACCGUGUGUGUAUCAUUCCAAGUGGAGAUGAGCCAGAGAUUACAAAAAAAACUCGGUCUUUAUAUGAUUUUCUAACUUCUGAAUGUGAUGGAUUGAAUGAGGAAGUCUUGAUUGAUGAUCGUAUGAAUUUAUCAUUUGGAUAUCGCAUGAAAGAUGCUGAACUUCUUGGAUAUCCUUGGUUAAUGAUCAUAGGGAAAAAAUUCCUGGAAAGUGAAAAGAUUGAAAUACAUGAAAGACAUAAUAAUCAACGAAGUUAUUUAGGAUUUGAUGAAAUAAAAAAAUCUUUUUGUUGGUCAUAA
Cetraspora pellucida is the source of this 1425-nucleotide messenger RNA. NCBI's taxonomy places the organism in Eukaryota, Fungi, Glomeromycota, Glomeromycetes, Diversisporales, Gigasporaceae. The record is from the annotation of a GenBank genome assembly.